UCAUGGCAGAAUAUCCAGAAAAGAACCAUCGGCUCCGUUCUCUCCCAUUGUUUACAUUACGCAGCUGAUGGGAGUUUCGUCAUUAAGAACUUUUCCUUCUUUAUCAUUUUCUGUUCUUUGUUCUUCCACAUAACAGUGAGACAUUGUGAAUAAUGUCAUUGCUGACUAAUCCGAGGACCCCCUGCUUACCCUUGUGACCGUCAGCAUUCUGAGCAGGUUGUCAGGAUGAGGGGACACAUGUGGAUUUUCAUCACCACAGUGUUGUUGGACACGGUGGUGGUGAGGGCAAAUAUCCACGAUGUCCUGGUGAACGAGGUUGCCUGCAGGGGGGGUCCAGCCCACUUCAACAGAACCACAGGCACCAUCACAUCACCCUUGCCUCCCCGAGCUCCACCUGCUCAUGUCAACUGCUCUUGGAUUCUUCAUAACCCUUAUCAAGAUUACAUUAUAUUAAGUUUUAGCAUGUUUGACUUGGACCAAGACAACCAGUGUGGUAAAAAGUCACAAGACUGCUGUCCUCACCAAUGGAUAAUGCUAAGGACAGAGAAGCAUGGCAUAAAGAAACGGAGAGACAUCUUCAGCAAAGUCACAAAUGGUAGGAGGAAGAACAGAGAGUCGGUGGAAGACAGUUUCAAGAGAAGUAUACAGAGUCACAAGUUACUCAAGGGCCACCUCUUUAAGGACAUGGAUAGGAUGAGCAGAAGGCGUCUUAUCAACCGACAGCUAACUCUCAGAAGCAGGAAACGCACUAAUGACACAGCUGCGAGUAACCAGACCUCGCCUCAUCGCCUUAACCAAUCGCGCACUUCAUACAAAACUUCUGAGAUGCUCACAACAGGUCACGUGUGUGGGAACUCGACUCCGUGGCCUAUUAUAACCAGAUCUCCAAAGGUGGUUGUGAAAUUCUCCUCGGAUUUGAAAGUGCGACGUGGUCACCUGGGUUUCAAACUACAGUUUUUCAUAAGUAAUAAAACUGUCUGCCGAAAAGAUGAGUUCCAGUGCUCAGACCCCAAGAUCUGCUUACCCAAUGCUUGGAAGUGUAAUGGUCAGGCUGAGUGCCCAGAUUCGUCAGAUGAGGAAAAUUGCAAAGCUGGUUGUCCUGGGUUGCGGGACGAGCAGCACUGUGAUGGGCGGUGGCACUGUGCCAAGGGGGAGGAUGAGCUUGGUUGCUUUGGGUGUGAUGCAGAUGAGUGGUGGUGUGGGGAAGGGACAGACUGCUACAAGGCUUCUAGGCGUUGUAAUGGCAUAGCGGACUGUCGCAACAAGGCCGAUGAAAUCUACUGCAGUUGCCUCUUCAAUCAGACGCAGUGUUCACCAAAUUCUGAAUUUUGUUAUGACCCAAACUCAGCGUUGUGA
This is a messenger RNA of Penaeus vannamei (Pacific white shrimp), 1356 nucleotides long. The record is from RefSeq and is a predicted model, not a curated record. NCBI's taxonomy places the organism in Eukaryota, Metazoa, Arthropoda, Malacostraca, Decapoda, Penaeidae.